Messenger RNA from Ceratotherium simum simum (southern white rhinoceros), 1688 nucleotides. NCBI's taxonomy places the organism in Eukaryota, Metazoa, Chordata, Mammalia, Perissodactyla, Rhinocerotidae. The record is from RefSeq and is a predicted model, not a curated record.
CGUGACCGGCGCUCCUGUCAUUCUGCGGCGGCUCCGGCUUCCUCCUGCCAGUGCCGCCCUCAACGUCUCGGUGCGGGAACGCUUCCCUUUCCGGCGCCGAUUCUCUCCCCGCCGCUCUGGCCUCCGGACCGGGCAGGAGACGCAGACUCGGCUCUGACCAGGCGCCCCCGCCCGGCGGAGGCUUCGACGCCCCGGACCGCCGCAUCCUCACCGCCGCCUUCGAUCUGUUGAGAAAUAUUCAAGAUCGUCAAGUUUAGAUGACCAAAAUGGAUAUCCGGGGUGCAGUGGAUGCUGCUGUUCCAACCAACAUUAUUGCUGCCAAGGCUGCAGAAGUUCGUGCGAACAAGGUGAACUGGCAGUCCUAUCUUCAGGGGCAGAUGAUUUCUGCUGAAGAUUGUGAAUUCAUUCAAAGGUUUGAAAUGAAAAGAAGUCCUGAAGAGAAGCAAGAGAUGCUUCAAACUGAAGGCAGUCAGUGUGCUAAAACAUUUAUAAAUCUGAUGACUCAUAUCUCCAAAGAACAGACAGUUCAGUACAUACUAACUAUGGUUGAUGAUAUGUUGCAGGAAAAUCACCAGCGUGUUAGCAUUUUCUUUGACUAUGCUAAACGUAGCAAGAACACUGCCUGGUCCUACUUUCUGCCAAUGUUGAAUCGCCAGGAUCUCUUUACUGUUCAUAUGGCAGCAAGAAUUAUUGCCAAGUUAGCAGCUUGGGGAAAAGAAUUGAUGGAAGGCAGUGACUUAAAUUACUAUUUCAAUUGGAUAAAAACUCAGCUGAGUUCACAGAAACUACGUGGUAGCGGUGUCGCUGUUGAAACAGGAACAGUCUCUUCAACUGAUAGCUCCCAGUAUGUGCAGUGUGUUGCUGGGUGUCUGCAGCUGAUGCUUCGGGUCAACGAGUACCGCUUCGCCUGGGUGGAAGCAGAUGGGGUGAACUGCAUAAUGGGAGUUUUGAGUAACAAGUGUGGCUUUCAACUGCAGUAUCAAAUGAUUUUUUCAAUAUGGCUCCUGGCAUUCAGUCCUCAAAUGUGUGAACACCUGCGGCGUUAUAAUAUCAUUCCUGUUCUGUCCGAUAUCCUUCAAGAAUCUGUCAAAGAGAAAGUGACAAGAAUCAUUCUUGCAGCAUUCCGUAACUUUUUAGAAAAAUCAACUGAAAGAGAAACUCGCCAAGAGUAUGCUCUGGCUAUGAUUCAGUGCAAAGUUCUGAAACAGUUGGAGAACUUGGAACAGCAGAAAUACGAUGAUGAAGAUAUCAGUGAAGAUAUAAAAUUUCUUUUGGAAAAACUUGGUGAGAGUGUCCAGGAUCUUAGCUCUUUUGAUGAAUACAGUUCAGAACUUAAAUCUGGAAGAUUGGAAUGGAGUCCUGUGCACAAAUCUGAGAAGUUUUGGAGAGAAAAUGCUGUGAGGUUAAAUGAGAAGAAUUAUGAGCUCUUGAAAAUUUUGACAAAACUUCUGGAGGUGUCAGAUGAUCCACAAGUCUUAGCCGUUGCUGCUCAUGACGUUGGAGAAUAUGUGCGGCAUUAUCCACGAGGCAAACGGGUUAUUGAACAGCUUGGUGGGAAACAGCUGGUCAUGAACCACAUGCACCACGAAGACCAGCAGGUUCGCUACAACGCUCUUCUGGCUGUGCAGAAGCUCAUGGUGCACAACUGGUGCCAGAAGAAAGUUCGAGUGGGAGAAAUUGAAGAUUGA